CCAUGACAUUGGUGCUUCUCAAAAGGUGCUUUUCAUGGUGGUCACUCUCCUUUGGGCUGUAGCCCAGUCUCAGAAACUUGGGUAAUACAGGAACAUUCACAGUAUGUGGUCCUCAGGCCCAGUUCACCCUGGCCUGGGUAGGGGAAGAUGUCCCACUCUCCUGUCAUCUCUCCCCUAAAAUGGAUGCUCAAGGAAUGACUGUGAAGUGGGUCAGAGGUCCAUUGGUUGUGCACCUGUACCGCAGUGGGCAGGAGGUGGAGGAAGUCCAGGCCCCUGCAUUCCAAGGGAGGACAAAGAUGCUGAGACAGGACAUGGCUGAAGGGAAGGUGACCCUGAGCAUCCACCAGGUCCAGCUCUCUGAUGCUGGCCAGUACACGUGCUAUUUCCAGGCAGGCCCCUUGUACAGUGAGGCCAGCUUUGACCUCCUGGUAGCAGAAUGUCAGAAAGAACAAUUCUCAGUGACUGACCCUACUCAGCUCAUUCAGGCCAAGCAAGGAGAAAACAUUACCAUAUCCUGUGAACUCUCCACUAAGAAAGAUGGUCAGGACAUGACUGUGAACAGCUUCAGAAACCAGACCCUGGUGCACAGGUACCCCAGUAGGGAGAAUCUGGAGGAAUCCCAGAGGGUUGAAUUCCAGAGAAGGAUGGAGCUGCUGAAACAUGACAUGGCUGAAGGGAAGGUGACCUUGAGGAUCCACCAGGUCCAGGUCUCUGAUGCUGGUCCAUAUACUUGCUAUUUCCAUUCAUCUAGUUAUCACAGUGAAGCCCACAUAGAACUUCAGGUAGCAGGGGUGUUGUUAGGGCCCAAAGAACCAGAGGCUACUCUGCUUUGGGCCUGUGCAUCAAUAAAACUGCUCUUCAUUAUUUCUGAAUGCCAUUUGGGUCUCUCCAUCGAAAUUCCCAACAACAUUUGGUGUGAUCGGCCAGGAAAAACCCGUUCAUGUAGGCUGGAUUGGCUAGCCUCUGAUGAGGAACUGAGAGCUGGGAGCUCCAGGUGGGGCCCACCCCUGAUUAGAGGUGGAGCCACCUGCACCUUGUGA
Molecule: messenger RNA, 1040 nt
Organism: Dromiciops gliroides (monito del monte)
Lineage: Eukaryota; Metazoa; Chordata; Mammalia; Microbiotheria; Microbiotheriidae
Product: selection and upkeep of intraepithelial T-cells protein 2-like
Exons: 4
Coding region: 180-1040 (286 amino acids)
Biological process (GO): T cell receptor signaling pathway; regulation of cytokine production
Cellular component (GO): external side of plasma membrane
Molecular function (GO): signaling receptor binding
Source: RefSeq, a predicted model, not a curated record